AUGGCGACGUCGACGGCGACGCUGCUAACGACGCCGUGGCGCUGGACGAAGCGUGUGAGUCGGCGCAAUAUCGAUACGGCGCGCCGGCCAUUAGGGGCGGUGCCAGAGACGGGGUUUAUUAAGCCGGGGCAUUUGCCACGCCACUGUGUUGCACGCGUGGGCGUGGCCGCGGAGCCUUUUCACAUGCAGAACACUGCCGCGCGCGAGGCACCGCCCCCGCCCCGCCCCGCCACCGCCCGUCUCGAGAUUAAACACGGCCAGGUAAACAAGGAGCAGGCCGUGGCUGUUGAGGCGCGCCGGCCAGUUCAAACAGCGGGCCGCUGUUUGUGCAACCCCCGCGCGCGGGCCGUGUGUGCCUUCCGCCCGCACAGAGGAACCGAGCCGAGCUCCGCCCGGCCCUGCCGUCCACCCCUGCCGCGUUAUUUCAUCUCGCCGGGGCGCACGCAGGGGCGGCCGGUUGCCUUGGCAACGCGCGCCGGGGAGGCAGGUUGCGAGGCGAGGGCGGGCAGGGCGCGGCCGAGAUUGCCGGAAAUAACUGGCGUGUCCCGGGGUCAGGCCGGCGCCCUCCUCUCCGGACCCGGAGGAAGCUGCGCCGUCUUGUGGGGCGGCGGCCGAGCUUCCGGUCCGGCCGCAAGCACCGUGUACUACACGCCGGCUUACACCGCGUCCGAGAGGAGCGCCUCGCGUCGCACACAAGGGCCGAGGGACCGCCGGCCACUCUCUGCGUCGCUGAUGCAGCCCAUUUACUUCACCAAGUCCUCCCAGGCUCAAUACGCCUCCGCGAUCGCGAGGGUCACGCUGGCAGGGGCGGAACUCCGCCGGCUGGGUGUCCACAACUCCGCCGGGAGGAGUUGGCGCGGCGCGCAGAACUUUAUCAAAAAAGGUCGUGGAAGAAGUGGAGGAGAUUGUGGCAGCUCAGACAAAGUGGCCUCUCUUGGCGUCGCAGGACGUCGUCGCUGCAACAGCAGCGGCAGCGGCGGCAGGAUCACGGAAGCUAACGUGGCCGCCGCCGCUGCCGCCGCCGCCGCCGCCGCCGCAGAGCCGACGGCCUAA
Messenger RNA from Schistocerca americana (American grasshopper), 1053 nucleotides. RefSeq lists its product as uncharacterized. The record is from RefSeq and is a predicted model, not a curated record. Lineage: Eukaryota; Metazoa; Arthropoda; Insecta; Orthoptera; Acrididae. Bases 1 to 1053 code for a protein of 350 amino acids. The transcript is spliced from 5 exons.